UUUUCCAACACUACCCUCUUGGUGUUUUUUUUUUUGACAUUUAUUUAUUUUGGCGUAAGAUUUAAAAAGACAAGCCAGUAAUCCUCCCCUGCAAUGCCAGCCAAGAUAAGAGUGCUGGACUUUGGCGAUGGCUCGGCGCCCAUCCAGCUGGACUAUCCGGAUUCGAAGAUCUUCAGCAACUGCAGCAGCUACGAAGAUCGUGUUCCGGGCAGCCACUGGAGCGAGAUCACUGUGCACCAUCGCAAUAACCUGAACUUCGCGGCGGAUCAAAUGCAGAUGAUUAUGGAUGGCCUGUACCAGGCGGUGGACAAGGCGGACUUCUUUCCAGUCUGCUACCAGGCUGGUUCCCGUGCGGAUAGCAUGCUGGUGAGGAACUGCAAGGAUGCCAUCGACAAUCUCUUCAAUCAGCGACUGACCAUCAGCGUGAACCGCAUCCCCAUACCCAUCAGCGUCCAGCUGGGCGUGGCAAAGUACCGAACGAACCAGAUAUCCCCGAUGCUCCGCAUCUCCUGUGUGAUCGACAGGCUGAUGAAAAGCCUGGUCCAAAGAGAUGGCGUGGACAAUCUUCUGGAUCUGAGCAAUUUCAGCGCCCAUCCGGAGUUCAAGAACAUCGUGGUGAGCCUGGGGAAUCCCAGUUGCCUGAUGCACGUCUGCAAGGUGAUGCACAACAACGAUUUAGUACGAUUCCGGGUGAACGGAUUCAUUUUGUCCAAUAACAACAUACGGAGCAUACGCCCGCUGACGCUGUUCGCCAAUGUGGACUACGCCCUGCUUGAUUUAAGGGGCAACCAGAUCAGGUCAGCCGAUCGUUUGUGUCGCGAUCUGGAACAAUUCCGGGCCAGGGAACUUCUCCUGGACAAUAAUCCCAUUUGCAAGAGUGAGGACUUUCCGAAUAACAUUAAACCGUUGAGGGGUAACUUCAAUUUGGUGGAUGGAAAAUCCUUUAACCUGCUGCGCAAGCGCUUUUCGCCGCUGGAAGGGGAGAUCGAUUUGGAGGUCGAUGGAGCGCGGAUCGAUGCCAAUACCAAGUGGAACUUGCAGGGGUUUGCAAAUAGCCCGGAUUGGCAUGCCUUUAUGAUACCCGAUCCCCAACACGAAUUCGAGAAGGAGGUGCUUUUCGAUUUUUUCUUCAUCAAAUUGGAUCCCUCUCUCACCGAGUUUUAUCCCUGCUACUACAAGUACAUUAAAACGGACCACGUUUUUCUCGUCCGCAACUGCUUCGAUCAGAUUGAACACCUGGUGAACAAGUGCAAUCUGGAGUUGGAUUUACCGACGGAUCGGAUCUUUCGCUACCAUCUGCGAAUGAAUGUCAGCACGUACAAGCAACAUCAUCUCGAUCCGGAGAAGUGCAUUCAGAAGGCAGUCUCGCUGUGCUUUGUGCCCCAGAACAGGCUGCUCAACCUGGAACGCUUUCAGUUCAACGAGAGCCUGCAGGACGUGGUGGUGUCCCUGAGCUCGGCGAAGAUUUUGAGCUACGUUCUGUCGGUGGCAUCGCGGCAAUUCAUGGCCACCUGCUCGGAGAUUCGAUUGUGCCGCAAUAAGAUCCUGCACGUGGACAAAGUGAAUGUCCUCACGCAAAUGGGCUGCCUUCGGGCCGUAGAUCUGAGCCACAACUGGCUGCUAAACCUGGAUUCGAUCAAGUUCUUGGGCAACCUGCCUCUCAAGUCUUUGGUGCUUCACGGCAACCAACUUUGCCGCAACUACAGCCUGCCCAGCGAGUAUGUCCAGGCGGUCAAGGAGGUCUUUCCGCAGCUGACCACCUUGGAUGGCGUGGACUUGCAGACGAAACCCGGUCAGUCGAUGCAGAAGAACUUCCUGUGCGACAUUGGUGCCUACGAGUUGGUGGGCCAGGUCUUCCUCAAAAACUAUCUGCAGGAAUUCGAGAGCGAUGAGUUGCGCGGUGACCUGGCCAAGUAUUACUCCAACGACUCGAUCUUCACCCUAACUUGCAACUACCACCUUGUUCAGAAUCACCAAACCCGCCUGAUUUUGCCACGCAUCGCUAAGUACAACAAGCACGGGCGAAAUCUUCACAACAAGGACUUCUCGAGGGCUUCGAAUAGCGUGUACAUUGGCACUGAUGAGAUCCUGGGCGUUCUGUUCCAGCUGCCAAGGGUCACACACGACUUUCACUCCCUGCAGACGGACGUAAUGCACUAUGAUGGUAAAAUGGCGGUUAUUUAUGUGACCGGUUUGCUGCGUGAUGAGCCGCCGGUCAUGAAGAUGACCCACGGCAACAGGCCGGAGAUUGGGGGUCUCCUUCUGGGAUUCAGCCGGCAGUUUGUAGUCAAGUUCGAGGAAGAUGGACUGGGCUUGGGUAAAAGAGCUCGCCGUCUGAAGAUUACAAAUGAGCGCCUACAUAUCACGAGUCCCUCGAAAAAUAUGAUUAGAAACGCCUUUAGUGUUCACUAUCCGGAUCCAAGUGAACGAACAGUGAAAGAGGACUGUCUGGAUGUCAAGGACCACAAACUGCUCCUGUUCCAAGAGGUAACUGGGCUCAUUUCCACCUGGUGCACAUCGAUUGUUGAGCAAGCCGACUGGGACUUUGAGCGAGCUUUAAAGUUGUUUGUCCAGAAAAAUGCAGACCAAGAGAUCCCUGAUUUUGCCUUUGCUUAGAAAAUAAUUUUAGGUACUUAGAAAUUGGAAUCUAUCUGUUAAUUAUAAUUGUAAACAG
Molecule: messenger RNA, 2674 nt
Organism: Drosophila takahashii
Lineage: Eukaryota; Metazoa; Arthropoda; Insecta; Diptera; Drosophilidae
Source: RefSeq, a predicted model, not a curated record